Messenger RNA from Hymenoscyphus albidus, 1382 nucleotides. The record is from the annotation of a GenBank genome assembly. Lineage: Eukaryota; Fungi; Ascomycota; Leotiomycetes; Helotiales; Helotiaceae.
AGUGUAUCCAACUAUCAUGGCUGCGCGUAAAUUGUGCAUGAAGGCCAAUCAUUUCCGUCGAAGUGUUUCCCGCGAGCCCACCUUACCUCGUCGCUUAUGUCAAUCCACGUGCUCUCCUCCUCCUUUUCAUCCAAUCCAUCCACGAGCCAUCGCAACCUUGUUAUACACCCAGUGGCUCUCAGAGCGGAGCGUCAUUGCGCUGAUGUCUGCGGCUCACUAGGAGUGUUGGAAGGUUGGUAUUAAUAUUGAGAGGGUGAAAUUCAAUUAGAGCAGCAACAUCCACAAGUCUUCACGGCUCAAGUAUCUCCUGCCGCUUUCGCUUCCCAUUUUCAGCACAGGGGGAUAGUGACUAAUCAGCUCUUACCGAUACUCACUGCCCUUGGCAGGCUACACCCAUAUUCCCCGGUAUUGGGAAAUACUUAUGGUGUUGUGGGUGAAGUGUACCUGAAGUGAAUGUCAAGAAUGCGCGUCAAGCGCAUCCAUCUUCGAGCCUGGUUAAAGUCCUGACCUACUAACCAUAUACUCCAGCACCCUGAUCUAGUACGCCGGAUGAAGUAUACAUGACAGGAAAGGUACGAACAGAUGAAUAGGCGAAGGGUAUCUGCUAAACAAUUGUUUUGUCCCAGGUCGUAUCCCAAAAAUAAUGGCUUGCCGCCCGAAAGGAGCUGCUCGCCAAAGAGAAAGCCGCCCUCAAAGCCGCCGACGAGCUACGCGCACAAAUUCGCGAUUUUCCAAUGGUCAAACUUGACAAAGACUACAAUUUCGAGGGCCCAGACGGACAAGUCUUUCUCUCCGAUCUCUUCAACGGACGCAAGCAACUCAUCAUUUACCACUUCAUGCUUGGCCCGGACGACAGAUUUGGCUGCAAUGGCUGCAGCUUCGUCGUCGAUAACCUCCCAUCUAGACUCUGCCAUCUCAAUUCUCGAGACACUACUUUAGUCCUUGUUUCUCGCGCUCCACUCACGAAGACCGAGGCCUUCAAGGAGCGAAUGGGUUGGAACUUCCCGUGGUAUUCCUCCUUUAGUAGUGACUUUAAUUACGACUUCCAAGUCACUCUGGACCCGAGAUUUUCUGCUUCGAAAUACAAUUAUAAUGCUGCUGCUCCGGGAACUAAAGGCGAGCAGGCUGGUUUGAGUGUCUUUUAUAAGAAUGAGGAUGAUCAAAUUCACCAUAAAUACUCGACUUAUGAACGAGGGUUGGAUCACUUGCUUGUUAACCACUCUUUGUUGGAUUUGACACCGCUUGGAAGACAGGAUGGGGUUCAUGGUACGACGAGUUGGAGGUUGCAUGAUUUGUAUGAUAAAGAUGAUGCCAAGGUAUGGGGAUGCUUGGGAGGGAUGGCCUAUAAGAUUUUGUGUUCUGCUGGUGAGGCGUUAGGUUGA